Molecule: messenger RNA, 600 nt
Organism: Angiostrongylus costaricensis
Lineage: Eukaryota; Metazoa; Nematoda; Chromadorea; Rhabditida; Metastrongylidae
Source: the annotation of a GenBank genome assembly
AUGGUGGUAGCUGUGAUCACAUUAUUUGCGUCAACACUCGAUUUGAUGGCAGAUUUCCUCCUAUGCAGUAGGAUUGCAGAAUUCCUGGCGAACUUCCACAGUGAGACCGCUGUACAGGCUGCUUAUGGAUACUUCUUUUUCACGGGCGUUUCCGUAUUUGUGUAUAUUUUCGAGAUGGUUGAUGUAUGCCAGACGCUGAAAUACGAAGAAGAAAACGUGUUUUACGCUAGACUAGCCAAAAGUCUUGUGCUUGCUCUCGAAGAGGUGCCUUUGCCAUCACUUCUCAACAUUCUGUUCACAAAUGAACCACGACUUUCUCUAGCAGGACCAGUGUAUUUCAGCUCAUGGAUCAAACUUGUCGCAUUAUUGUGGGGUUUAGUGAAAUUCACAAAGCUGCGCUUUUUCUGGCCAUGUCUUCCACUUAAUCCGAAGCAUAACGUAAGAGAAAACGUUCGACGUUGCUUCACAUUCAACCUCUACCGAUGCACAAUGAUCGUCGUGAACAUCUGUCAUUUGACGGCAAUUUUCAUUGUCAUCAAGAAUAUUAUUGCCAGUAAAGAUGGUGGACGUGCGAUAGUCGUCAGAAAUGAAACGGCUUAA